This is a messenger RNA of Aspergillus nidulans FGSC A4, 798 nucleotides long. RefSeq lists its product as uncharacterized. Bases 16 to 798 code for a protein of 260 amino acids. The record is from RefSeq and is a predicted model, not a curated record. The transcript has 2 exons. Lineage: Eukaryota; Fungi; Ascomycota; Eurotiomycetes; Eurotiales; Aspergillaceae.
AGCAAUUCGUACAGAAUGCCCCCAUCAGCCAUUCCCCCAUUCCUCCUUCCCCGAGGUGUUCCCUCAGCACGAGCAAUCCUAUUCCUGUCCCGGUCCUCCCGCAUCGGCAGGCUCCCACCGACGCACCGCUGCGCAUCAACAAAUUCCUCAAGUGACAACAGCCAAAAUCCGCGCGUCCUCGCGCAACCAGAUAAAUUUCGCCCGCCCUCACAUCCUGCGCGCCGCGUCGUUCCAACACGCAAUGGUAAAGUCGUUAACUACCCCGGUCCCAAGUUCUCUGAGAAAGAAGAGGCGGAGCGGGCAAAAAAGAAGUACCCGAAUAUGUUCCCGCCCGAGGGGACGGUCAUGUUUCGGUUUUUGACGAGUCGGUGGAUUCAUGUCUGGAUUGCUUUUGGUGUGUUAACAUCUCUUGCAACAUUUACGUUCACCACAAACUUCAAAGCAACUAGUCCCUUCGCGCACCUUCUUCCGCCCUGGUCGGCACUACUGAGUCACCCGAUUGAUACUAUCUCUCAAGCGCUCUCGGUGUUUCGGAUGCAUGUGCAACAUACCUCUGUGGAGACGCGGGAGAAGCGGAUGAGGGCCGUGGAAGACGCGGAGAAGAGGAGGCAGUUCCGGAUUGCCCAUGGGCUGGAGGAGCCAAGUGAGCAGGAUCUUGCGAAGGAGGAGACGCGGGCAGAGCAGGUGGAUGAUCAGUCACCUAUUGCUCCUGAAGCUCGCGAUGGUGCGGGUGCCGGGGAGUACGUGGAUUGGGAGGGGAAGAGGAGGCCCAUCAAGAAGUGGUUGGGGAUUUGGUAG